AUGUCGACAUUACCUUACCUUACGCUACUAAUUGGAGCACACGCCCGCCUACCGCACCGCACCGCACCGCACCGCACCUACACUACCCACCUAUCUAUACCCAACCCCCGACCCCCGAGUCCAAGCAGCGACUCUCGACGUUCGUUUCCGUCCUUGGCUGCCCAAAGCACAAAGCCCACCGGCGCCGCCGCUCUCUUCGGUCCAUUUGUGCUAUUGGCUCUCAAAUCUCUCCGCGAAUCCCACACGCUACCGCCGGUACCCGUGCCUCUCUGCUCUUUUCAACGGGCUCCCGAACGCCAGCACCCGAGUGCAGUGCAGUCCGAUAUCGUGACGGCAACCACCGCAUAUCCCACGAACUUGUUUCUUUUUCCUAAGCCCUUUUGGUUUCGCCGCGAUACGUCCGACCGACCAACCUAUCAGCAUUCCUCUGCACACUCGCUCGCCAAUUGGCUCUUCGAUACCACCCCGUUUCGGCCCGCGUUCUGA
Molecule: messenger RNA, 486 nt
Organism: Podospora pseudocomata
Lineage: Eukaryota; Fungi; Ascomycota; Sordariomycetes; Sordariales; Podosporaceae
Exons: 4
Coding region: 1-486 (161 amino acids)
Source: RefSeq, a predicted model, not a curated record